AUGUUACUUUCACAUCCUAAACUUGCAUUUAAUUCAAAAAUAUGUUAUUGGUGGCGCCAAUCCUCGAUAAUAUCUCGCAAAUUAACGUCCGCUACUGGAUCAAGUACUAUAGGAUUAUUAGAUGAAAUACCAGUAAAUCCGGAAUAUUCCACUUAUAAAAGAUACAAUGCCUCACAACUAACCAGCAGAACAACUCCUCCGAAAUGCGCUCAAAUGCUAGUUCGAGAUUUUAUCGAUGAUUCAUUAUAUAAUCCAAAUUAUGGGUAUUUUUCAAAACAAGCAAUUAUUUUCUCUCCUGAAAAAGAAUUUGAAUUUAAUAAUAUUAAAGAUAAUUUGGAGUUUAUGAACUUGGUGGCAAAAAUAUAUAAACAACUCGAAGUGCCUUUAGAUGUAACAAAUAAAGUGUCUAGACAAGUUUGGCAUACUUCAACUGAAUUAUUCAAGCCUUGGUAUGGUUAUGCAAUAGCAAAAUACGUAGUCACUGAAUAUAAAUUAAACGGUUAUCCUUCACAUGAUUUAAUAAUUUACGAACUUGGGGCUGGUAAUGCAACUUUAAUGCGUAACGUCUUGGACUAUAUACAAAAAUUCGAGCCAUCUAUUUAUAAAAGAACAAGAUAUAAAAUUGUAGAAAUUAGUUCGAAAUUAGCUGAAAGACAACUUCAAAAUCAGGAUCUUCAAAAUAAUAAGAAUGUACAUGAUUGUGUUGAAAUUAUCAAUAAGAGUAUUUUUGAUUGGAAUGAACUUGUUACCGAUCCCUGUUAUGAUAAUUUCGCUCAUGAUUUAAUUCGCUAUGACUGUAUCUCUGAAAACCCCUACCAAGCUGUUGUAAUGAUAGAUGACAAAGGUGACUUUGAAGAAAUAUAUGAACCUGUUGGCGAUCCGUUAAUCAUUCGCUAUCUUGCUCUUCGUAACAAAACUUUUUAUAAAACUCCUGCACUACAAAAUCGUUUUUUCCGACAAUUACGCAACAAACUUCCUUUUUCUCCAAAUAUGACCUCUCCAGAGUUCAUUCCCACUAAAGCAUUAUUGUUUCUCGAAUUACUAAAAGAUUAUUUCCCACAACAUCGUUUAAUAAUUUCCGAUUUUUAUAAACUUCCCGAUACGAUUCGAGGAACAGAUGCCCCUGUAGUACAAACACGUUACGAAGAUACAAUGGUACCAUGCUCAACUCUCAUGGUAUCUCCUGGCUGGUUUGAUAUUUUUUUCCCAAUUAAUUUUGAAUUAUUGAGAGAUAUUUAUCGUUUGGUUUGUCAUUCUGGUAAAGCUGAAGAGAAUAUUAGAAUUUUGUCUCAACGUGAUUUUUUAAAACGUUAUGCUGAUUUGGAAAGGACUAAAACUAAGAGUGGUGAAAAUCCUAUGCUAAU
Molecule: messenger RNA, 1364 nt
Organism: Dentiscutata erythropus
Lineage: Eukaryota; Fungi; Glomeromycota; Glomeromycetes; Diversisporales; Gigasporaceae
Source: the annotation of a GenBank genome assembly